CUAAGGUGCGUGGUUCGUGCCUGUCUUCUCAAAGAUCCCAAAUACUCAAUAAUCAUGUCGGGACGCGGCAAGGGUGGUAAAGUAAAGGGAAAGGCAAAGUCUCGUUCGAGCAGAGCCGGACUGCAGUUCCCAGUUGGGCGUAUUCAUCGAUUGCUACGCAAAGGAAAUUACGCUGAACGUGUAGGUGCUGGAGCUCCAGUCUAUUUGGCUGCAGUCAUGGAGUAUCUGGCUGCUGAAGUUUUGGAGUUAGCUGGAAAUGCCGCUCGUGACAAUAAGAAGACCAGGAUCAUCCCUCGUCAUCUGCAGCUGGCCAUACGUAAUGACGAAGAAUUGAACAAACUGCUGUCUGGAGUUACGAUCGCUCAAGGUGGCGUCCUGCCUAACAUUCAAGCAGUUCUGCUACCCAAGAAAACCGAGAAGAAGGCGUAAAGCAUCGAUUCUACCAACAUACAAACAAUCGGCCCUUUUCAGGGCCAC
Molecule: messenger RNA, 477 nt
Organism: Diprion similis
Lineage: Eukaryota; Metazoa; Arthropoda; Insecta; Hymenoptera; Diprionidae
Product: histone H2A
Exons: 1
Coding region: 55-429 (124 amino acids)
Cellular component (GO): nucleosome
Molecular function (GO): protein heterodimerization activity; DNA binding; structural constituent of chromatin
Source: RefSeq, a predicted model, not a curated record